AGAAGCUCCACCUCUGUCAAAUACAGUGCCUCACCUUCCACUUAGUGUCAUGCUUAAUCCUGCACACACAGGUAGAACAGGUGUGCAGCCCCAGACCUCCUGAGUGCCUAACUGAGCCCACUACAUGAUCACGGUGUUCUUUACCGCCCUCCCAGGGCUGCUCCUUCUCCCUCUCCUCAUCAGCUUCAUAUUUCCUUUUAUCUUCCAGGACUUGGCCAACUUUUAUACUAUCCUACGUUUUGGCAUAAGGAACAAAAAAUAUGAACGCAAAAAACCUGCCUAUACAAUUUUGGAUAUGUUCUUGGAUAAGGUGGACAGGUUUCCAGACAAGCCCUUUAUUUUGUACAAAGAUGAGGUCUAUUCUUACUCCAAGGUGGACAAACUCAGCAACCAGGCAGCCAGAGCCCUGCGGAAGCAUGGUGCUGUGAAAUCGGGGGACUGUGUGGCUAUCUUCAUGAACAACUCACCUGCUUAUGUCUGGAUCUACCUUGGUUUGUCUAAACUGGCGUGUUCUUUGGCUUUAAUCAACACUAACAUUAGAGGUCAAUCCUUUCUACAUUGUUUCCGAUGCAGUGGGGCUAAGAUCAUCAUUGCUGAUCCAGAGCUCCGGGAUGUCAUUGAAGAAUUGAUGCCAGAACUCAAGAAAGAAAAUGUCAGAGUAUUUUUUGUAACAGACACAGCCAUCAAUGAGGACAGUGAAACGUUACUUGACAAAGUAAAGGCUGCAUCAGAUGAAUCCGUCCCCAAAUCCUUGCGCUCAUUUAUCACAGGAAAAUCUCUUGCCAUGUACAUUUACACCUCUGGAACCACAGGUCUCCCGAAGGCUGCCUUCAUAAGUCACAACCGCAUGCUGCUAGCAACUGGAUUGUUUGAUAUUUGCCGUAUACGACAAAGAGAUAUUAUAUAUACCCCCCUGCCACUGUAUCAUAGUUCGGCUAUGAUGAUUGGAAUCGGUGGAUGUAUCAGUAAAGGUUGCACUGUGGUCUUGCGACAGAAGUUUUCAGCCAGCCAGUUUUGGGAUGACUGUAGAAAGUACAAUGUGACUGUAAUACAAUACAUUGGCGAAGUCCUGCGAUAUCUUUGCAAUGUCCCAAAGAGAGAUGACGAUGCUUCACAUAAUGUCCGUAUGGCCUUGGGAAACGGUCUUCGGACUGAUAUCUGGAGUGAGUUCCUUAGGAGAUUUGGUGAUGUUCACGUAUAUGAGUUUUAUGCAGCUACUGAAGGAAAUAUAGGGUUUGUCAAUUACACCAACACAGUUGGAGCAGUUGGAAGAGCCAACAUCUUCCAGAAGAAAUUACUGCCAUAUGAAUUUAUUAAAUAUGAUGUGGAAAAGGAUGAACCUGUCAGAGACGCCAAGGGGCGAUGUAUUAAAGCACGGAAAGGCCAGCCUGGACUUCUGAUUGGUAAGAUUACGUCAAUAAAUCCCUUUGCUGGCUAUGCUGGCAAUAAAACCAAUACGGAAAAAAAGAUACUGAGAGAUGUCUUCCGUAAAGGAGAUGCAUAUUUUAACUCCGGAGAUCUCUUAACCGUUGACGAACAAAACUUCAUCUAUUUCCACGAUAGAAUUGGAGAUACUUUUAGGUGGAAGGGUGAGAAUGUAGCCACCACAGAAGUUGCUGAUAUUCUGGGCCUGGUCACUUUCAUUGAAGAAGUUAAUGUUUACGGUGUACCUGUUUCAAAUCAUGAAGGCCGAAUAGGAAUGGCCGCUAUACGGGUGAGGGAAUACUAUGAAUUUGAUGGGAGGAAAUUAUAUGCACAUGUCAGAGACUUCCUGCCAAACUAUGCAAGGCCUCGAUUUAUCAGAAUACAGGAUGUUUUAGAAACCACAGGAACUUUUAAACAGCGCAAGGUGGAGCUUGUAAAGGAAGGAUUUGACCCAUCUAUAAUUUCCGAUCCCCUAUACUUCCUGGACGAGAGAGAGAAGAAAUAUGUUCCUAUGACUCAGACUAUUUUUGAUGAAAUCAAAUCUAGAAAAAUAAAAUUAUAAGACUGGAUCCUAUUCAGAGAAACCUUGACUACCAUCAUAUGCAAUGGAUUGCUAGUCGUGUUUGUAGAUAGUUUAUUUUACAUUAAA
Messenger RNA from Pelobates fuscus (common spadefoot toad), 2074 nucleotides. RefSeq names its product solute carrier family 27 member 2 (gene SLC27A2). The transcript has 10 exons. Gene Ontology annotation, molecular function: long-chain fatty acid-CoA ligase activity; long-chain fatty acid transmembrane transporter activity. The record is from RefSeq and is a predicted model, not a curated record. Gene Ontology annotation, cellular component: endoplasmic reticulum. The coding region runs from base 125 to 1987 and encodes 620 amino acids. Lineage: Eukaryota; Metazoa; Chordata; Amphibia; Anura; Pelobatidae.